AUGCCUUGCUCGCCCCUUUCACUGCUAGACACAAAUUCACCUCGUCUUGCCCAUUGUCAAACUCAACUUGAACAGGGCUCUCUUAUGAAUUCAUUCUCUCAAUUUCUUCAGCCGCAGCAGUUAGCCAGUCCAAGUCAUGAAGUGACAAUGUCGUCUUUGAUCUCCAAAGGCUUGGAAUCCCCACCUUCCUUAAAUCUCGACAACUUCUCAGCACCUGUAUCCCCCACCUCACUCACUUCAGGAGUUCACCAGGAUUAUUUCAGUGCAAAUAUUAAAACAAGUCAAGUAUCCACAUGUAACGAAAAAGGAACAAUGCUUGAUUAUUCAGGGUCCCACCCAGAUUCUUAUACCCGGGCAUCUGGCAAAAAAUCUUGUCACAAUGUAAAUGACUACCAACUUAUUAAAGAUCAAAAUACUCAAGCACCAGUCAAGGCGGAAAGUAGGGAGUCCAUUUAUCCUAUCUCCAAGACAUCAGACAUAAACUCGCGCCACUCUCAUUCUAGCCCUUUCAUUCCCAGCACUGAUGAUUUACACAUCAAUAUAUUGGGUAUUCCCGACGAAGGUGCGAAAUCUCGCGUCGAAACACAGAUAAAACUGAGCAUUCAACUGCUCACUAAAGAUGGAACAAAAGCAACUGCAUGGCCCUAUCUUCGCCUGCCAGAAAAGACCUUGGCAAAGUCAAAAUUACGCAAGCAUCUUGACUGUUCUUACCAAGAUGAACGCGCCCCUGCAUUGUUAUCCGACGAAUCGAAAGUACUCACAUUAGAAGCUAGAGUUAUAUGCGAGUCAGACCCAACCAAGAAGGUCACAAUGUGUGUGGGAUGUGUGAGACGCGAGCGAAAGCGAGCAGAGCGUAAAAGAGUCAGUAGAUCUGAAGGAGCUCAACGACUGGCUAUGGAAAGCAGAUUUUUACCGGAGAGAGAUGCAAUCAAUUCAACUGAUGCUGCAUUUGAAAAAGACAGAGAACGCAUUUUAUUAUUCAGCUGCGAUCCUUUGGUAACAUUUAGUUCAGGCGAGAUUACGCUUCCUAUUCGUAUUACCUGCUAUUGUCGGCACCAUCGUGAACGCGUAGGAUUCAGAGUCUUGUUUUCUAUGAGAGAUUAUAUGGGAAAUAUCGUGGCUACAGGAGAGUCACCUUCGAUUAUGAUCACAGAUGAUCACAAAAGCCUUAAAGCUCCCAUUGAGAUAAGAAAAAGAGAUAGUACCGAAGCAGAUUUGUCAUCUUCCUCUACCCGCCCCAUCAAGCAGAUUGUAACGCCAUCCACUUCUAAAAAAUCAUCUCCCAUCACUUCUCCAUCCGUGAAACCCAUAUCCCAUCCUUCCUCGACCUCUUACCGUGCUGGAGGCAAAAAAACCAAAACCCAAAAAACAAUGCCACCACCGCUUGAUAUCCGUCCAGUUAAUCUGACAUGCUCUCCCUCUAAUCUCCAAUCUUCACCAAUCAUUAUUGACACACCCAUAUCCCUCGUCAAUUUCUCUUCCCAUCCCGCAUUCAAAGCCCUCACAAAAUUAGACACUCUUUCUAUCGAACCACCUCGUAUGGAGCUAAUUGUACCAGCCCGUGGGCCAACAUAUGGUGGGACCGAGGUAACCAUCCUUGGUUCUGGGUUUUCCCAGGACCUUACUUGCUAUUUUGGAAGCCAGGCUGCCGUAACUCUCUACUGGAGCGCAACAACUCUAGUGUGUGUUCUUCCCCCUUCUGUCCAAUCAGGUCCCGUACCGGUAACAUUCCGAAAAAGGAUUUCUCCAUUGGAGUACAAGGCUGGGCAUUUUGAGUACUACACCACCGAUGAUCAAGCUUUUAUAGAACUAGCCUUGCAGGUAGUUGGUAUGAAAAUGACAGGAAGAGUACAUGAUGCGAAGCAGAUUGCCAUGAAUGUAAUCCAGGAUGACUCUACCCAACGUCAACCUCACCCUCAAAACUUGGUGGACGAGAAUCAAUGUCGAAUUAACCUUGCCAAGCAUAUUCGCCAGCAACGUACAAAGGCACUUGAGGUCAACUCUGCAUCAGCCUGGUUAAACAAUCGAUCAGACAACAAUGGCAUUGGUCUACAGAUGGGUCAACUUCAACAUAUGCAUCAGCCAGGAAUUAGCCAAUCCGACUGGCUUAAUAAUCCAAACGCUGCUCAUGAUUCUGGAUUCUAUGCCUUAUCAAAAUUACUUGAAGAAGACACAGAUGAAUUGCUUGCAAACUGGGAUCCAUUGAGCAACACUAUGAAUGAUAAGCACCGCACUGAACCAGCUAUCGAUACCCAAGCCCUGGCAGCACUUGGAACAUAUAAUGGGUUGGAUGACUGGCUUAUGCAAUCUAUGAACGCAAGUGAGAUGGACAACCCUUCUUGGCUUUCGCCUCUUUCAUGCCCUUCUAGAUAA
Messenger RNA from Phycomyces blakesleeanus NRRL 1555(-), 2373 nucleotides. RefSeq lists its product as hypothetical. The record is from RefSeq and is a predicted model, not a curated record. The coding region runs from base 1 to 2373 and encodes 790 amino acids. The transcript is spliced from 6 exons. NCBI's taxonomy places the organism in Eukaryota, Fungi, Mucoromycota, Mucoromycetes, Mucorales, Phycomycetaceae.